This is a messenger RNA of Dromiciops gliroides (monito del monte), 1558 nucleotides long. RefSeq names its product enolase 3 (gene ENO3). Lineage: Eukaryota; Metazoa; Chordata; Mammalia; Microbiotheria; Microbiotheriidae. Gene Ontology annotation, molecular function: magnesium ion binding; phosphopyruvate hydratase activity. Gene Ontology annotation, cellular component: phosphopyruvate hydratase complex. The coding region runs from base 159 to 1463 and encodes 434 amino acids. The transcript has 12 exons. Gene Ontology annotation, biological process: glycolytic process. The record is from RefSeq and is a predicted model, not a curated record.
GCCAGUCAUUGAGCUGGGGAGAGGUAGACAGGGGAGGGGCUGGGCAAAGAGGCGGGUCAGUAAUAAAUGCCAGGCUUAGGAGUGAUAGCCUGACACUGUCCCAGCAGCAGUCCAUAGCCCCAGACCUUGUCCAAGGAACUCCAGUUGUGUUCGCAGCCAUGGCAAUGCAGAAGAUUUUUGCAAGAGAAAUCCUAGAUUCUAGGGGGAAUCCCACAGUGGAAGUGGAUCUAUAUACAGCCAAAGGUCGAUUCAGAGCUGCUGUACCUAGUGGGGCCUCCACUGGGAUUUAUGAAGCUCUGGAGCUGAGAGAUGGAGACAAAAGCAGAUACCUGGGGAAAGGGGUGCUGAAGGCUGUGGAACACAUCAAUAAGACUUUGGCCCCUGCUUUACUGGAGAAGAAAUUGAGUGUUGUGGAUCAAGAAAAAGUUGAUAAAUUCAUGAUUGAACUUGAUGGGACAGAGAACAAAUCCAAGUUUGGGGCCAAUGCCAUCCUGGGUGUCUCUCUGGCUGUGUGUAAGGCAGGAGCAGCAGAAAAGGGGGUUCCCCUCUACAGACACAUCGCGGACCUCGCUGGGAAUCCAGACCUUGUACUGCCAGUACCGGCCUUCAAUGUAAUCAAUGGGGGAUCCCAUGCUGGAAACAAAUUGGCCAUGCAGGAGUUCAUGAUCCUGCCCGUGGGGGCGGCAUCAUUCAGAGAGGCAAUGCGUAUUGGGGCUGAAGUCUACCACCAUCUAAAGGGUGUCAUCAAGGCUAAGUACGGGAAGGAUGCCACAAAUGUAGGCGAUGAGGGUGGGUUUGCCCCCAACAUCUUGGAGAAUAAUGAAGCCUUGGAGUUACUGAAAACAGCCAUCGAGGCGGCUGGUUACCCAGACAAGGUGGUGAUUGGCAUGGAUGUUGCUGCCUCCGAAUUCUACAGAAGUGGGAAAUAUGAUCUUGACUUCAAAUCUCCUGAUGAUCCUGCCCGGUACAUCUCUGGGGAGAAGCUGGGGGAGCUAUAUAAGAGCUUCAUCAAGAACUACCCUGUGGUUUCCAUUGAGGAUCCCUUUGACCAGGAUGACUGGGCCACCUGGACUUCAUUUCUUUCUGGAGUUGACAUCCAGAUUGUGGGUGAUGACCUCACUGUCACCAACCCCAAGCGCAUUGCCCAGGCUGUAGAGAAACGAGCCUGUAACUGCCUCUUACUGAAAGUCAACCAGAUUGGCUCUGUUACCGAAUCCAUCCAGGCCUGCAAACUGGCACAAACUAAUGGCUGGGGAGUGAUGGUCAGCCAUCGGUCUGGGGAAACAGAAGAUACCUUCAUAGCUGAUCUGGUGGUAGGACUCUGCACUGGCCAGAUCAAGACUGGGGCCCCCUGCCGUUCUGAGCGUCUGGCCAAAUACAACCAGCUCAUGAGGAUUGAGGAGGCACUUGGAGAUAAGGCUGUCUUUGCUGGGCGGAAGUUCCGUAACCCCAAGGCCAAGUAAAUGGAGGGAGCCAUGUCCUAGAUCAGCAGAAGCAUUUGAGUCCAUCACCAUCUCUAUCACUCCUCUCAAUAAAGCAUUUUGGACAUCAAGAAUGA